This is a messenger RNA of Aspergillus alliaceus, 1101 nucleotides long. RefSeq lists its product as uncharacterized. The transcript is spliced from 3 exons. Bases 73 to 1101 code for a protein of 342 amino acids. The record is from RefSeq and is a predicted model, not a curated record. NCBI's taxonomy places the organism in Eukaryota, Fungi, Ascomycota, Eurotiomycetes, Eurotiales, Aspergillaceae.
GCCCUUUCUGCAUGAAAUGUCUAUAUAUAUUUGUCUCUUUCGUUUUUGGGUCUUCCACGCAGCAACGACAGGAUGGAUUCUGCGCCCAACCAACAGAUACCACUCCCACCAGACCAUCGCUCAACUGCCGGCCUUUUGGCAGAAUACUACAUCCUCGCGGUAAUUGCCCUAGCUCUUGUGGCAUUGCGCGCAUGGGUCCGUCUUCAUCUAACCAAAAACUGGGGAUGGGACGAUACAUGUAUUGUGAUCGCAUGGAUGGCCCUUCUGGCCGGCUUGGUAACUAUCCAGCUCGAAUGUAACCUAGGCAUGGGCCGACAUGUCAUCUACCUCAAAGACCCUGUGCGCGACGUGCUCCAAAUGGUCAAAAUCAACACAAUGUACCAGAUGAUCAACGUCAUCUGCGCUCUGGUAACCAAGUACUCCAUCAGCCUCUACAUCCUCCGAAUCCGAAGUAACCGGGCUAUCCGCUGGGCCUUAGCAUGGCUUAUGUUCUUUAUGACACUAGCCACUAUUGGCGCAGUGGUCAUCCUCGCAGUCGCCUGCAUCCCAUUAUACAAAUUAUGGACUCCAGAAGCACCCGGCAUCUGCCUUCCCCCCAAAUCCGUCUACGGCGUAGCCUACAUCCACUCCGGCUUCACCAUUGUCGUCGACCUCUGCCUAACAUCAGCCCCUGUCAUCAUCUUGUGGGAUGUGAAGAUCAAACGUGGCCGCAAAACCCUAAUCUGCGGCCUGCUUAGCCUGGGUCUCAUCGCCACCAUCUCAAACGCUCUGCGAAACGUCUACACAGAGUCGCUGACUGCCCCGGAUAUGCCAUACGCCAUAACAAAUAUCGCCAUCGUUUCGAUCCUAGAGGUAAACAUCGGCAUCAUCGCCGCAUGUAUCCCCGCCUGCGUUCCCGCAUUCCGGCCCAAGAAGGAGAAGCCUGCGCCGGUGACGAAUAGCUUCCAUGAUGCGAAGGUGUCGGGGAAUAAGAAGUCAGGGAGUAAGUGGAGCAACCACGAGGAGGGGACCUCGAGUUUGUCGUAUGCGGAUCUUACCUCUGAUACUGUUGCGCUGUGCGAGGUUAAGACGCCGGCUAAUGUGGUGACGACGGCUGUCUGA